GACUGGACUCCGGAGCGGAGACGGAGCGCUUGUCGAGAGCCCGGCCAAUUUCCAGAGCCUCAGGGGAGGAGGAGGAGGAGGAGGAGCUUGAGGGAUCCAUCUGCAGAAUCUGCCUCAAUCCUCGUCGGCCCGAUCGCUCCCUUCGCCCCCGUUGUCAAUUGCGCCCUUCCUGGCGGCCCUCGGAGCUUCGGACAAUGGCGUUCGUGCGGAAGUGCAUCUUGGGGUCUUCUUCAUGAUUCUUCACUGCUACUUUUGGGAGCCGGGAGGGGAAGAGGAUGGCAGUUUUACUUCAAAACAUGGAUGAUGGAGCAAGGUACUUAUCCGAGCGAGGAAGAAAGGGCCACAAAGGCAACAGACGAUGGUAAUCGGGAGGCCUGAUGGCCUGGCAGUGGCGAGUAUUUUAGAGCUGGUUUGAAAAGCGACUGCAGAUGCUGGAGUGUUUCAUAAAAUCAUUUACUGGACAGCACACCUCGUGAAGUUCAAUCUACUUAGAGAUUCAGGAAAGAGGGUUUUGAAACUGAUAAUAGAUUUGGAGUGGCCAGAAUUCUACUAUGAAUUCUGUACUUCAGGAAAUGGUAACAUUGGUGGCGGCGGGUCGGCCUUUACAUCCCAUACUGCCUCGCCCUUCAUCCUGCAACAAAUCAAUCUGGUGCAAUUGUGACAAGAAAAUGAGUAACGGAUGGGUUGCCGCUUCCUUACUUGACUGCAACGCCUGGAACUCCUCGCCAUCUCCGUUGAUUGAUUACAGCGUGCCCUUGCCUCGCUCCCACUACAUUCAAGUUCCCCACGUGCGACAGAUGUGCGAUUGGGAUUGUGGACUGGCAUGUGUGCUGAUGGUCCUGAGAGCUUUGAGAGUUGAUGGUCACGAUUUAAAGUCCUUGAGCAGUCUUUGUCAUACCACCAGCAUUUGGACUGUGGAUCUAGCUCAUCUGUUACGUCACUUUGCAGUAAACGUGGCCUUUCUCACUGUCACUAUCGGAGCGAAUCCUAGUUUUGCCGUUGAGACGUUUUACAAGGAAAAUAUGGAAGAAGAUGGAAGAAGAGUAACUAAAUUGUUCGAAAAGGCCGCGCAAGUUGGUAUCCAAAUACAGUUGAGGUCAAUAAGCGGCGAUGAGCUCUGCAUGCUGAUCUUGUCAGGAAGAUAUUUAGCAAUAGCAUUGGUUGACAAGCGCAAGUUGAGUCAUCCAUGGCUUGAUGAAAUUUGUCUCGGAGAUUGCUGUGGGCUGAAUACGGGAUAUACAGGACACUAUGUGGUGAUUUGUGGUUACGACAUUGACACGGAUGAAUUUGAAAUCAGAGAUCCUGCCAGCAGCAGUGGGAGCGGAAGGAUCUCAUUAGAUGCGCUUGAGGAAGCCCGAAAAUCGUUUGGCACAGACGAAGAUAUUCUUUUUAUUUCUCUUGACAACUUUGAAGGAGAGUCAACAUCUUCUAACGAAACUCUUCCAUCGAACGGCUCCAUUAACCCAUUGUAGGAAUUCACACGGGCAAUUUUUGCCCACUAAAUUGAGAUGCAUGCAUAACGAGUCAGGUACAUAAUUUUAUGAUGUGUCAUCCAGAGUUUCUGUGUCACUGCUUCCUCGUGAUUGUUAUUGAUAGCUUGACAUUGUACAUUAUAAGAGUACUCCUAGAACUUCGUUAGUCUAAGCUUAGCGCACAUAUGCUUCCACAUCGCAGCAUGACUAAUCGGAAAGGGUGUGUUCAAGCGGACAGGCAGACGUGUGCAGAGUUUGUUGUGAGAUUAUUAUUAUCGAUUCACUUUAGUGAGUCUCCUUGUGCGAUUUUAAUCACGAGGUUUGAAAUCAGUAUUGAAGACUGCGAUGACCAGGAAAAGGUAGCGGAACAUACUGACUUUUGGUCCUUGGCAAUCAAGAUGCUAGGUUGUAAAUGGUGUGAUUAAAUUAAGUAGUCUUUGGAAUCUUCACCUGUUUAAAGAUUAUUUCCUUCAAACCUAUAUAAUAGUUGACACGGUAGUAUUCUACGUGAU
Molecule: messenger RNA, 1984 nt
Organism: Marchantia polymorpha subsp. ruderalis
Lineage: Eukaryota; Viridiplantae; Streptophyta; Marchantiopsida; Marchantiales; Marchantiaceae
Source: the annotation of a GenBank genome assembly